GCGGUCUUGGCUGCUUGUUCUGUUUGUUGCGAGUCUCACAUUGCGGGCAGUCCGGAGAAGGGAGAGCGCGUGCGAGAGGGGAGGAGUGUGGCAGGGACCCGGGGAGGGGAAAUCGAGGGGGGCGGCCGAGCAAGAGAUCUGUGCGACCGCGAUGCCUGCGAGCGAUGGGGAGCAGCGGGGCAGGGAUGGCAUAAAAGUUGGAGCCUUCGGCGAAGCAAUGCUCUGGGCCUCCCUCCGUUUGGAGAGCUUCCCCAGCUCUUUGUAAACUCUUCUUGCAUCAAGUGCCUUCUUCCCCCUUGCAGAAGGGAAUUGUGUCAGCUGCGGCUUGCUAACGUAGCUUCUUAUGAAAAGCAGUUUUUGCUCGCUAAUUAAAUGUUUAAAAAGAGGAUUAAAAAAUAUUGCAGGAGCAACAGAGGAGGAGGAUUGAAUUUCUGUGCAGUUUGGCUCCCUCCAGCUAGAAGUUGGAUGUGCACCUACGGUUGCUGAAUGCAAGCGACCCUGAGCUCCUACAAGCGUGGCAGUAGCAACUAUUAUAGAUGUGAGCGUGUGCUUAACUCUUUCCUGGCUCCCUGGAUUUGUACCAUGCUCAAGGUCCUGACCAAGAAACUCAGGAAUCAAAGUUUGAAUGAGAUCCAGCCCUUCAAGUUAAAGAUUUCCUGUCCCCCAAGUGAUGAAGAAGACAGUGAUGAUUCUGAGGGAGAGAACCAGGAACUUGCUCAGAUUGAUAGAGAGAGAAGACGGAAUUGCACCUUGACCCCCUUGGCAAACAAUCAACUACAGAACCAAGAAAAUCAGUGCUGUAAAAUGUGGACCCAUUUUCCUGCAGGCCUAGAUCGGCACAGCUCUGAAGAGGAGCUGGAACGAAUCAGCCGUGAGUUUGCAGCUGAGAAACGCAAAUGGUCACAAGUUAACAGACUGGCCUGCUGUGGUGACAGCUACAAUACUUCCUCUAGUGAUGAGGAAGUGAAGAACCUGUGUGGCAUGUCCUUCCGACCUGUUGUAGAAGCAGCGGAUGGCUUCCGUGCAAGCUCUAGUCCGGUUCUCUUCAGUGCCUCACCUCCCAAGAGACUUCAGUCUUUUGUACGAACCCCAACAACACGACCUUUAAUCUUCACCAGUGUUGGAGCCAGCUUUGAGCAAGUGAUGCCAUGUAAACGGCACCGGCAAGGCUAUGGAGACAAGAUCAGUAGGCCCAGCCUGGACCUGGAAAAAAUGCAGCAGAUGCUAUUUAAGAAGAGUUGUGGAGCAAAGUCACGAGUGAUCAAAAUUCGUCAUAUCAAUGGGAGCCGAGCACCACCUCACUUCAUGUAUGACCCGUCAAUCUUUGCCUUCCGAUCUCUGAGCACUUUGAAGCCUUUGAGUCCUAUAGCUCCAGUUGAAGAACCAUCUUGUGCCUACUGAAGGAGACACUUGAAGCUCUCAGGAAUCAUCAUACCAACCAACUUCCCAGCAGGGACUAUAUGUGGGAAAGCGUGUUUUGUUUUGUUUUGUUUUUGCAAUAACCACCAAGAUUCCUGGAACUGUGAGAUGGAUGACUUUUCUCUCAUGUCUGUUUCUCGUGCCAUCGUCAAUGCUGAGGAUUGGCAGAAAUGGAAUAUGUACGCGUGUUGAGCAAGCUGGGCUCAUAAGCCAUAGUUCCACUAUGGAGAUGUUACCUUGUACACAGAAAGCCAGUUUCUUCUAAAAGGAAAGUGGCAUGUUGCACUAAUGAGUGAGCAGCCAUCCAUGUAAUAGAAUGUGAAGAAUAUCAUCUCCCUUUAUCAUCUCCCUUCCUGAACCUGGUAGAGUUGUUCCCUUUGCACAAUGAUUUUCCCAGUUGACCAGCUCCUGUCUGAGAAGUAGGAAGAAUUAUUGGCCUUUUCCUGAUGACUGAGGUCAAGAUGGAUCUGGCUUUCGUGAUCCAUGGAAGUUUUGUGUAGCCCCAUUACAAGGCUAGUGUGGAAAGCCCAUUGUGAUUGUACAGCUUCAGACAUGGUACAAUUAUACUGGCAUGCUAUGCUCCAGAUGACUUUUCCAUUCAGGGGAAGGGGGUGUGGUGUGUCUAUGUAAUGUGCUGCCUAUGCUGUCUGGAAAGCAGCAUGGAAAUUCAUGGUAUGUUGCAUGUGGCAGAUGUUAGAUGGGAGGUGAGAGAAGGAAAAAGAGCACAGCUAUGUUAAAAUCACUUUUCUGCAAUGGUAGCCCAUGUGGCUUUAGAAUAGAAUUAAAAAUUGGCUUGUCUGAGGUGGUCACACUGUGCACAUGCACAUUGCAGUUGCGUGGGAUAGCACUACAGGGAAGUGGGCGAGUGAAAAGGUUUUGUCAUAAUUUUAAGUGAAGGAAAGUCCUGGAAUACUAGAACUUGGGGGUAAAAGGUGGCAAAUAUUCCUGUCCUUGCAUUUUUGCUGGUAUGGGUGAAAUGGUGAAAGGAAGAUGGUCAUGUUCUAACAGUCACAUCUUUUGGGAGGCAGAUGUAUGACUCUAAUAUGGUUGCAGUCUCUUUUUCUAUGCCAUUUGUCUUGACCUGUUGACAUAAGGCAGGCUAAUGAAACAUGCUCUUAAAUGGUGAAUGUUCUUCAUUACUGUCCCAUAACAGCAUAUAUUGGGGUCUUAGAGGAAUCCAGGUUUUGAACCCUCUGUUUUAACACAUGUGCUGCAUUAUUCUUUGUCCAGGUGUAGUUGAGGACAUUAAUUCCAAAGACAUUAAAUCUGCAUACUAAUAGCAUGGUGUACAAUCCUGUGAACCUGACUGCUGUGCAAUCUCUAUUUUUAAUUUUUUUAAAUACAUCAAGAUUGGUACAAGCGUGAACCUUUCAUGGUAUGGGAGACCUCUCUGUUAUUUGCUGUAAUUAGGAACAUGUAGUCGGUGAGCCCAGAACCUGGCUAUCUGGCAAAAGCCAUUCUUGCUUGUUCUCAUCAGCUGAGGUCCCAUGGCUUAUUUCAGCUUGUUCUCCUCUGUGGAGUAGAUGUUCCUUUGACAGUAGGUAUUUCUGCUUGGGGACAACUAAUGUUUUCCAAGGUGCCUGCAAAUUCUACUUCCAGAGGAGUAUUUUGUACAGCAGAUGACUGCCUCUAUGACAGACAAAGAGAAAGAGAAAUAAGAUAUAAUAUGCAAGCUAUUGGAUUCGUAAAGCCAGGUGCCUUCUAAGCUGUGGAAACAAGUCGACCCUGACAAUGUGCACAUAGGCAGUGAUAGCAGGGGAAUAAUAAAGUAGUUCUGUAAUUCUAGGUUUAACUGCCCCAUUCUGUAUGAGGGCAAUACAGGGAUGUGAGCAAUGUUCUUUUCAUCAGCAUUUAUGAAGUAAAAAAUAGGCCGCUUUUUGCGAACUAGGUUGUUCAACUGAAAACAAAAUCGGUAAUUGAGCUCUUUCAAAACAUGCUUCUCUCUCUCUCUCUCUCUCUCUCUCUCUCUCUCUCUCUCUCUCUCUCUCUCUCUCGUGUUCUUCUAAUAGAUGGAGAGAGGGGGGUUAUAUUUCUGUCUAGUUUUAAUUCUAGAGAUGACUUUCCAGGCCCCAUGGACAGCUAUGCAUGGUGGUAAUUGCAGUCCCUGGAGACUUGACCUUCCCACAAUUACAAGGGUAAAUAUUACCUGUUUUGCUGUUUCUACAGGCUAGGCUUGGCCCAUAAACAGUCAGUGUGUGAUGUGGUCAGGAAAGGUUUGGAAUGGUACUUCUCAUGCCCAAUGAUAUCCACUUGUUCCGCAUAUACCCCUGAAUGAUUUACUGGUUUACAGAGCAGGCUGACAAUUUCUGAUUGGCCUAGGGGGAUGCCGUCCCAUAUGAUGCUCCAAGAUGAAGGAAUGGAAGGGAGACAACCUCUGUCAAUGUUGCCUUUCUUUAGUACUUUUGUAAUAUUUUCAUAUUUUUUAAUCAAAACAAUAAAGUUACAUUUUAACUGCUGCUA
Sphaerodactylus townsendi is the source of this 3879-nucleotide messenger RNA. RefSeq lists its product as uncharacterized. Bases 487 to 1401 code for a protein of 304 amino acids. NCBI's taxonomy places the organism in Eukaryota, Metazoa, Chordata, Lepidosauria, Squamata, Sphaerodactylidae. The record is from RefSeq and is a predicted model, not a curated record. The transcript is spliced from 5 exons.